GACAAGACCCCAAGCUUAUCUAUUAUGUACAUUCCGCAGAAUGAACGGCCCUCUUCCUUCUACGAGGGCUUUCCUCUCCGACAUCCCUUCUCUCCCGGCUGAUUCUAAAGUCCGCUUUCUUGGAUGCGUCAAAACAUAUCAGAUCUCUACCGGGCUCUUGGUCCUAGAGCACAACUGUCCGCGGCCCAAAAAGCCAAGGGAGAACCCCCCAUCUAUCGCGGUCGAUGUCAAUGCUAUCCUGGAGACGAUGACCUGGGAGGAGCUGUGCGUCGGUGCGUGGGUUAAUGUCAUCGGUUAUGUGCGAAAAGCCCCGACUGCUGCCUGGGUCAAGGAGGUGGCGUCUACCCCUGCAUCUAUGCCUGGAUCUGUGCAUGUUGAUGCUGUGAUUGUAUUUCCAGCCGGUGCGAUUGGUUUGGGUGAAUAUGAACGGAUCUUGAGUGAUUCGCAGGAGGUAGAGAGGACCAGGCGCCCAGUCGAAUGAACGGCCAUCAUGAAUGGUAGAUACUGCAUGUCUGCAUCAUUAUCUAUUACUACUAGUAGUGGGAUAUAGGAUUAUGUCCAGUGCGCUAUGGGAUGUCUGCCGAAAGACCA
Molecule: messenger RNA, 591 nt
Organism: Aspergillus versicolor CBS 583.65
Lineage: Eukaryota; Fungi; Ascomycota; Eurotiomycetes; Eurotiales; Aspergillaceae
Product: nuclear telomere cap complex subunit Ten1
Exons: 2
Coding region: 41-481 (146 amino acids)
Biological process (GO): telomere capping
Cellular component (GO): CST complex
Molecular function (GO): single-stranded telomeric DNA binding
Source: RefSeq, a predicted model, not a curated record